AUGGACGGUCAACAGCGAGCAUAUAUUCCAGGCCCGCCGACUUUGCCUCCGCCUCCUCCACGACACCCUCAUCAACACCCACAGCUUCAGCAACCAGGAGUACCGCCACCACCACCAGGUCCACCCCCGGGAACUUCAUAUGCGGUCCCGUCAGGAUGGCAGCCGAACUACACUCGGCAGGCAUUAGCUCCAGGCUUCCCACCUCCGCCUCCCCCGCCGCAGCAGAACCCACUUGUUGGAUAUCGUCUUCCUGCCCCUUUGUCUAUCGACAACCAACCUCUUACCUCUGCAACAUAUAUUCCAGGACACGAUACAAUUGGCGUCGGAAUUCCCCCGUUGUUCGAACCCGGCCGGACUGGGUAUGACACCAGUUAUUCACAGCAAAGACCUGUGGCGAAACAAACCUAUGACUACCCUACCACUACCAACACGGGGACGUAUAACCCUGGAAAUUAUAAUCCACAGACACCUGGGGGUAUGAAUGUCCCGUCACAUCUUCAUGGGACUGUACAUGAAAUACAGACAAAUGAGAAUCUGCAGCAGAACCCAAGUCCAGGUGUCGAUCUCGCCAAAUCGCCCAGCCAUCGUCACAAUACCAGCGGUGCAUCGUUGGGGGGUCUCUCGCCAAGCGAGGCCGCGAUUCAUUGGCCGCUCGAUCGAGUCCUCAUGUGGCUUGCUAAAAUGGGGUUCUCCAAUGAUUGGCAGGAAACAUUCAAGUCUUUAGAGCUUCAAGGCGCCGACUUUCUUGAGCUUGGUCUGGCGUGGGGUGGACGGGGGAACCUUGGCAAGAUUCACAAAGUCGUAUAUCCUCAGUUAGCGAAAGAGUGUGCCCGCAGUGGAACUGGAUGGGACUCAGCUCGUGAACGAGAAGAAGGACUGCGCUUGCGCAAGUUGAUUCGCUCCAUCCACGAUGGCAACCCGGACUCUUCCAUCUCGACGCCAUUGCGGCAGGAGCCCCCUGCGUUCCCACCGUCUUCCACUGACGCUGGCACUACUUUUCAUCCCGUCCAGAUUUCUGAGCCCCGGUCGGCUGGUCCUACACCUGGGGUGAACGACAUCAGUCCCGGCCAGUUAGCAGAGUUGCAUACCUCAGCCCAGUCUCAGAAGCAAACCCCGCAGUUGCGCUCUGUCACACAGCCUCUCCCUGUCGGUUACGAGUCCCCAAAGUACGAGUCGCCGAUUCGAGAGCAUUCCACUUUGCAGCGAUCAGAAUAUUCUAGGAACACGCUCGCGCAAAUGAAUGAACAUAAGCGCCAAAGCCCAUCUCUCUCCAGCGACCAUGGCACAUUUCCAGGUUCAUCUCGUCGGCCCCAAGAUAGUCCGAAAAGUGGCAGCCCGGCUCUGCAGUAUGCAUCGCCGUCAUACCAGGGUCUAACGUCAAACUCGACUGGUGAUUUGACCCUAGGGAGAUAUGAGCAUUCUCGCGGGAAUAGCGCAGAUUCAACUGGUCGAGGUUUUGGAAACGUUGGUCGGUACUAUGACCACCGUAGACAGGGCCAGGAGGGUGCACGUCCUUCUCCUCAACAAGAAACAAAUGCUCGACCAUGGAGUGGCGAAACGCCUACCUCAUAUAGGGAGCAUAACAAAGGAUUCUUGAAUAUGUUCAAGAGGAAGGCCAGGACGAAUGACUAUCCAGCAGCAUUCACCUUCAAGCCCAGAACCUCGACCAAUGGAUCCAAUGGAUCUUAUACUCCUUAUUCGAAGCCAGGGUUCAAUAUCAGCGACAUGUCACUGGGAGAUCGCCCUUCCUCGUCGGCUGCUAAAGUGAAGCGAUGGGUUUUCGCAACUACGGAUGGUCUCAAUUACCGCCUCGUUGACGUUUCUGAUAUGGAAUCGGUAGAAACUUUGCGUGCAGGGAUCUGUAGAGACCUUGGUCUUGACGAUUGGGCAAGUGCCCAGAUUUUCCUCACCGAGCCAGGGCAACACCAUCACGAUGACCCUAUGAGUGACGCCAUGCUAGCGGUCUCUCGCCGAAACAAGUCAGAUGCAUAUGGCUCUCUAAAAUUGUUUGUCAAGGCAAACCCCUCUCAUCCCGCAAUACCAUAUGGCCUUGGCGUUUCAAUACCGAGUGAAAAGGCCACGUCGUCCCCUACAGCGUCGGCACACCCUGUUAUACAUCGCAAGCCCUUGGAGCCCGAGGCUUUGGACCGAAUAUCUCCCCAGGCAACGGCCAAGCCUGCAUUGCCUAUCCAUACCUCUGGACAGUCAACCUCCAAGCCUUCGGUCACAAAAACAACCCCAGAUAGCACCGAAUCUGCGACUCUGUUGGACGCGGAGCAAACAGAUCUCCUCUCUCGCCACGAGGCUCAUCUUCGCGAGGUUGAACGAAAGCAAAGAGAGCACCGGGUCUCCCGCGUUCCUCCCAAUUCCCAGCCAGGCUUCACAGGAACUUACGGCGAAACCGGUUAUAGGCGUACAGGGAUUAUCGACUUCAACACGCCUCGUAUCUCGCCUUAUGAAGAGAAGAAGGAACAGUUGCAGCAAGAGCAACAGCUACAGCUGCAGUUACAGCAGGAAGGACUGGUGCCCCGGCGCAACCCACCAGUUGCUCCCAAUGAAUCGAAUACGCUCACCAAAGUCAAUUCUCUCAGGAAAGGCCCCGGCGAUCGCCCCAUUCGAGCCCAGCCUGGCCUGGGGGCUGCUCUCGCCAAUAUGGGUCGGAUGACUAGUUCAAUUGGCACGCCAUCUCCUUCAGUCCCAGUUCCUCCCACGCCUUCAUCCAUUAAUCGAGAUAGCACUGGCUCAGAUUCUGAUCGACCACAGACACUCGAUUCUGCAACUUCGGCUUCGAGUAGGACAACUCUGGAAUCGUCGAGAACUGGCUCCAAAUCUUUCGCAGAACAAGGCAGUGAAAGAUCACCGUCCCCGCGCAGCACAUCCAAAUCUUCGCAGCCAUCAAGGAAGUCAGUCGGACCAGAGUUCGAGUUUGAAGAAAGUGAAGUUUCCUUCGCAAGAACGCAACUUUCUAACCAAGAUUCUGAUGGCUCUGGCGAUGAUUCUGACGAUGGUCUUUUUGCUAUUCGCCCUUCGAGAACAGAGCCCGAAAAGGCGGAACCCGAGAAAAAGCCGACUCUCACCGUAGACACUGACAAUAACAAGCGUCGCACUGUUACAAUUCAGUCACCCAAAUCUGCUGCCAAGGGCUCAUCAUAUUUCAUGCCUUCAUCCUACAGCUCCGGCGGAGAGGCUUCCGACAACCCCGACCAAUUCUCAGGGGGCUCCCACGGAACGGCUUCACCUGCGAACGAAAGACUACCACGCAGAGAGUCUUUUGCUAGCGACCUCUGGGCCAGCAGACCUCCUGUUGAGGGCGUUAUUGAUAACCUGGACAGCUUCUUCCCAAAUGUCGACCUUGAUGCCCCCUAUCUCGAAGAGCCUCCAUCGCCGAAUAAUAAGAUGAACGGUGACAAUGAAGCAACUCUUCGGGGCAAGUCCCAAAUUCCACAACCUCCGUCUAUCCCGCAAGCCGGCUCUGAUGCAUCAACCGCGCGUCCGACCUCAGUUGCCGUACGUAACAUCAAUCGGAGUGGCGGCGGCCUUUCGCGCACAAAAUCUAUUCGACAAGUCGCUCAGGGGGCUCACCGGACGAAGAGCAUCGGGCCUGCUACCGGCCCUCGAAAAUCAGGUGAUCUGUUGCGACGCAAGAGCACCAAAAUGUUUGGUCAUAAGAUCAUGCAAAUCAGUCCAAAGCCUGGAACUCGGCUCAGCCAACUCGACCCUAUCCCACAGCACACGAGCUCGCCGGGGCCAGUCGAAGCAGUUCCACAACGCCAGCAAACCUUCCGCAUCAUCCGAGGUCAGCUUAUUGGCAAGGGUACCUAUGGUCGUGUGUAUCUAGGUAUCAACGCCGAUAAUGGUGAAGUUUUGGCGGUAAAGCAAGUCGAAAUCAACGCGAGGAUUGCAGGAAAUGACAGAGACCGAAUCAAGGAGAUGGUGGCUGCCCUGGACCAGGAAAUCGAUACGAUGCAGCAUCUCGAACACCCUAAUAUUGUCCAAUAUCUUGGUUGCGAGCGAGGAGACCUUUCAAUUUCCAUCUACCUGGAGUAUAUCUCUGGUGGCUCUAUUGGCAGUUGUCUUCGCAAGCAUGGAAAAUUUGAGGAAAGUGUUGUCAAAUCUCUCACACGUCAAACCCUGGGCGGCCUGGCUUACCUUCACGACAUGGGUAUUCUCCACCGCGAUUUGAAGGCAGACAAUAUUCUUUUGGAUGUUGAUGGAACUUGCAAAAUAUCCGACUUUGGCAUCUCGAAGAAGACAGACGACAUAUACGGAAAUGAUUCCAGCAACUCUAUGCAGGGUUCGGUCUUCUGGAUGGCCCCGGAGGUCAUUCAGUCCCAGGGCCAGGGCUACAGCGCGAAGGUCGACAUUUGGUCCCUUGGAUGUGUCGUGUUGGAAAUGUUUGCUGGUCGACGGCCUUGGAGCAAGGAGGAGGCUAUCGGUGCCAUCUUCAAACUCGGCAGCCUCGGUCAAGCGCCCCCUAUCCCGGAAGAUGUCUCUAUGAGCAUCAGUCCCGCUGCUCUUGCAUUCAUGUAUGACUGCUUCACAGUUAACUCCUCGGAACGUCCAACUGCUGGUACUCUGCUCACACGCCACCCGUUCUGUGAAUCAGACCCUAAUUAUAACUUCCUCGAGACCGAGCUAUAUGCCAAGAUCCGAGACGUCUACUAA
Molecule: messenger RNA, 4665 nt
Organism: Penicillium cosmopolitanum
Lineage: Eukaryota; Fungi; Ascomycota; Eurotiomycetes; Eurotiales; Aspergillaceae
Gene: bck1
Exons: 3
Coding region: 1-4665 (1554 amino acids)
Biological process (GO): protein phosphorylation
Molecular function (GO): protein kinase activity; ATP binding
Source: RefSeq, a predicted model, not a curated record